AAAGCAAGCGUAUAACAAGUACAUAUUUGUACAUCCACAGCAAUGCCGUCGAGCUUGUCAGAGAACCGGAAAACAGAAGAGUUCCGGGAUGUCUACCGGAAGAACAAGCCCACGGACAAGUCGGUUAUACAGCGACUAUGCACGUGGGACAAGCGGCGCGUCACCAACAUGGUGCGGACCAUGUUUCCGUUUUUCUGGAUAAUGCGCAAGUACCAGUGGAAGACGGACUUUCUGGCUGAUUUUGUCGCUGGACUAACUGUUGGAAUUUUGCAGUUUCCCCAAGGUAUGGCAUUCGCGAUGUUGGCUGAUCUGCCACCCGUGGUCGGUCUCUACGUGUCAUUUUUCCCGGUUGUCAUCUACUUCUUCUUCGGCACUUCAAAGCACGCUGCCGUGGGUACCUCGGCUCUUGUCGGCCUUUUGACUGGCUCCGUCAUGGGAAAAUUCUACACAACAGGGACUUCAGCGGCGUCGACAGGUGGUACUGCUAACGCCACUUUGGAUGCCAACAUGACCACGACCAUGGCGACGUCUGCAGGAGUCACGGACGAGUUCAAAAUUGGAGUCGCCAUGUCGUUAUGUUUCUUUGUAGGGGUUUUGCAGAUCUUCAUGGGUGUUUUUCGCCUCGGUUUUGUGACAACGUACAUGUCCGACCCCCUGAUUUCCGGCUUCACCUCUGGUGUCGCUGUGCACGUGGCGACCAGCCAGAUCAAGCACAUUCUGGGGCUAAAGUUGCCCAGAAUUGAUAAAGAUUUCCAAGUUAUAAAUACGUGGAUAUCCAUCUUCAAGAACAUCCACACCACAAACGCCGCUCCCGUCAUCAUUUCCGCUAUCUGCAUUUUGGUCCUUUAUCUGGUCAAAGCCCAGGUCAAUGAGAGGUUCAAGGCAAAAAUCCCCGUCCCCAUUCCCAUCGAAAUCGUCGUGGUAAUACUUUCUACAAUUGCUUGCCACUUCGGAAAGUUCCCCGAAAAGUUCAAGGUCAUAGUCGUUGGAGUCAUUCCGAAAGGCCUCCCUGUCCCUAGCACCCCUGUUUUUUCCGGCGUGGACACUUAUUUCACUGAAGUCAUCGUGAUCGCUAUCGUCUCCUUUGCGCAAUCUGUCUCGCUGUCGGCCAUUAUGGCUAAGAAACACAAAUACGGAAUCAACUCAAAUCAGGAAUUCAUAGCGUACGGAAUCGCUAACGUGUUCAGUGCGUUCUUCUCAUGCUUUCCUGGUUCUGCCUCCGCUGCUAGUACGUCCUUACAGGAUGGGGCAGGCGGCAAGUCACAGAUCGCCAGUCUGUUCUCUGCUGGUUUGGUGCUGAUCAUCAUCUUGUGGCUGGGUUCGCUCUUCACUAACCUUCCUAAUUGCGCCUUGGCUUCGAUCAUUGUUGUUGCCAUCCGAGGUCUAUUCUUGCAGCUGUUGGACAUACCGAAAGUCUGGAGGACAUCCAGAUAUGAUUGCUUCAUCUUUGUGGUGACCUUCGUGGUGACGGCUCUUGUGCACAUCGACAUGGGGCUCCUGGUCGGCGUUAUGUUUGCCUUCUUCACAGUGGUCCUGAGGACACAAGUCGGUAAACCCACGCACCUGGCCAAGGUAUCCGAUGAGAAGGUGUACAGGGACCCCAAGUACUACAUUCAGACAACGGUGCACAACACGAUCAAGGUGAUCGGCUACCACUUUCCUAUCUACUACGCUAACGGGGCACUUUUCACGAGCGAAGUGUAUCGUCUAGCAACCAUCAAGCCCGAGGCCUUGAAGAAGCACAUCCGGCGAUCUAACAUGGCCAGCAGCAAUAGUUUAGCCAGCAUGAACAGCAUGAAUAGCCAGAAAACUGUCGCAUCGAAUGGAAGCACCGAUAGACCAGACAGCGUCAUUGAAGUAGAUCACGCUUUCCCCGUCGUUGACCCCCAGAAUAUCUACCCGCUGGAGUUCAAGUACCCUCUGUCCCACAUCAUCCUGGACCUGUCUGGGGUCUCCUUUGUUGACACCGUUGGCUGCAAAAUGAUCAAAAACCUGAUUGUGGACUAUGCUGCUGUGGACGUUAAGGUGUGGAUGGCGAACGUGUCUGACGACAUCUGGAACAUUUUCAAGGUAAUGGAGAUAGUGCCCGCCUAUAAAGACAGCAUUUUCCUCACGAUAGACGACGCGUUCAAGGCAGCGUCUGAACAGGUGGAGAACAAUCACAACGUCAUCAAGCAGGGCGAGCUGAAAACUAUCAGUGACAGAAUUUCUGAUGUGCGGAUUUGACAUGCCGAAUCCUUUGCGGCAGUGACAAUUUCAUCCACCCAUCUGUGAACAAUUUACGUAAUUCGAUAUAUAUUCUACAUUUCUAUUAAUACAUUUGUAAAUAGUUUGCAUUGUAUGUACCAUUGUGAUUUUACGAGUAUUUGCUAUUGAGAACACAACGAGCCAUCCAAACAAUGAUUUUGGAUCGCCGCAGUACUUUAAUGUGAAGUUUUAACAAUGUGAAAGCGAUCAGGGAUGAUUUUGGAUCGCCGCACUACUUUUAUGUGCAGUUAAAAAAUGUGAAUGCGAUCAGGGAUGAUUUUGGAUCGCCGCACUACUUUUAUGUGCAAUUAUAAAAAUGUGAAAGCGAUCAGAGAUGAUUUUGGAUCGCCGUACUACUUUUAUGUGCAGUAAUAAAAAUGUGAAAGCGAUCAGGGAUGCAACAGUGUGUGAUUGUUUUUAUAUUUGUAUAUUUUUUAAUAAAUGGAAAGUAUUAAAGUUAAAAAGUUUUUAA
This is a messenger RNA of Dreissena polymorpha, 2719 nucleotides long. RefSeq names its product sulfate transporter-like. Gene Ontology annotation, molecular function: chloride transmembrane transporter activity; oxalate transmembrane transporter activity; bicarbonate transmembrane transporter activity. The transcript is spliced from 17 exons. Bases 43 to 2226 code for a protein of 727 amino acids. Lineage: Eukaryota; Metazoa; Mollusca; Bivalvia; Myida; Dreissenidae. The record is from RefSeq and is a predicted model, not a curated record. Gene Ontology annotation, cellular component: membrane. Gene Ontology annotation, biological process: transmembrane transport.